Molecule: messenger RNA, 2796 nt
Organism: Clupea harengus (Atlantic herring)
Lineage: Eukaryota; Metazoa; Chordata; Actinopteri; Clupeiformes; Clupeidae
Product: WD repeat-containing protein 49
Exons: 17
Coding region: 1-2796 (931 amino acids)
Molecular function (GO): protein binding
Source: RefSeq, a predicted model, not a curated record
AUGGAGACCCAUGGCGAGACAGAAUUAUUGGAGUGUCGACUCCGUACGGAGGACCUGGAGAAAUUGCAGACUCUAUUCCUGCCUGCGGGCGACUCGGGCCCGGCGGUCAGCCUGAGCCGUGAGGAGUUUGUGGAGCGGGCGUGGGCAGCGGUGGGCCGCGGCACGCGGGAGGAAUACACCCGUCUGUUCGAUAGCAUGGAUGUGUCUCGGGAGGGCUGGCUGGACUGGACGCGCCUGACCACCUUCCUGCUCCUGAAGCUGAGCGAGCAGGAUGAGCAGGCGCGGGCGGGCACGGUGCCCCGCUGGAGGCCUCCGCGGACGCUGCCCUCCCCCCACAGGGAGCCUGUCCAGGGGGUGGCGUUCCUGCGCAGCCCCAGCCGCUACCUCAGCCUCAGCAAGAACGGGAUGCUGGGGGUGUGGUGCGACGAGCUGGGCCUCCUCAAGAGCCUCCGGCUGACCAAUGAGUCCGUCAAGCCCAAGGACCUCUGGGUAACGGCCAUGGUGGCGCUGCCCAAUGUUCACAAGAUUGCGGUUGCCUUCACCAGUAAGGAGGUCUGUUUCUACGACCUGCUCUCCAAGCAGGAGUUCAGUUGUCAGUACAAACUGCAGGGUCUGAAGCACACGGCCAUCGUCCUGGACUACUGGUUCAACCCACAGGACCCAGACCAGGCUGUGCUGAGCUUUGGGGAUGUGGGAGGGAAGGUGAGUCUAGUCUGUUUCCGGACGGCUCAGAUUGCCCUGUUUGAGAGGCCCAGUGCCGCCGUGGAGCAGGACGCCACCGUGGCUAUCCAGUUGGCCGACCUGGCAGAGGGCCAGCACCGCUGCUGCUACACCACCGCACACACAGUCCACGGCCACAGCUGGGUCCGCAGAGUGAGGUUCCUGGGCCCGCUGGAGGCCGUCGUGUCCUGCACCUGGAGUGGCCAGGGCAGCCUGGUGUUGGCAUGGAGGGAGACAGAAGGCUCGCCCCUCAGGGUCACCCACUUCAACACACACACGGGCAUCACUGACCUGGACUUCCACCCUGGCCUCAAUCUCAUAGCCACUGCGGGCCUCAACAACCAUGUGUACCUGUGGAACCCUUACGUCACCUCCAAGCCCGUGGGCAUCCUGAGGGGUCACAUGAGCAGCGUGGUGGCUGUGCAGUUCAUCCUGGGAAAGAAACAGCUGCUCAGCUUCUCCAAAGACAAGGUGCUAAGACUGUGGGAUGCCUCCAGCCAGCUGUGUGUCCAGCGCGUGGCAGGCAUCUUCCCCAAGAGCCAGGAGUGCCAGACGCUGUUGUUCUUCCACGAGGAGCAUAGCCGCCUGCUCCUCUCCUUCAACAGCCAGCUCCUGCUGCUCGAGGCCAAGAAGGAAUCGGACAGGAGGCUGACGAGCCACGAGAGCCCGGUCACCUGCGUGCUCUACAAUGCCCUCUUCCGCCAGGUAAUAAGCAGUGAUGCCAGCUCCACUAUAACAUGCUGGCUCAUGGACACAGGUCAGAAGGUGAAGCAGUUUACCCGUUGUCAUGGCGACGCAGAGAUUUCCACCAUGGCCUUAGAUGGGACCCAGACUCGCCUGUUUACUGCGGGCACCGACGGACUGGUGAAGGUGUGGGACUUUAACGGGCACUGCCACCACAGGCUGAAUGCAGGGCGAGACCAGGCUGCUGAAGUCUCUCAGGUCCUGGUGCUGAAGAGGACGGUGCUGGUACUGGGCUGGGAGAGGACCAUCACCGUGUUCAGGCCAGGCAGUUUCUCCAAGUUCUUUGUUCAGCCGUCAGAGUGGAUAGGAGGCGUUCAGCACCAUGACGACGUGCUAUGUGCAGCCUUCCGGCCGCCGCAGACUCUGGUCACAGGGAGCUAUGAUGGGGAGAUCAUAGUAUGGAAUAAUAGCACGGAGAAUGCCCUGCGCAAACUCCGGCCAGAUGGCCAGCUGGGUCUCAGAUCCAAAUCAGGUGGUGUGCUGCUCAGGGCUAAUCGGUCAGCAGCUUCGGGCCUCAAGCAGCCCUCUUCUCCCUCUGACUCAUCGCUGCCACCGCAUGCUGGACAGGAAGGCCGGGAGGACUGCCAGGCUAUCACUAGGCUCUUCUUCCUGGAGCGACAAAAAGGGCUUGGGCCAUUGUUCCUAGGUGGGGCAGACCUGGUGUCGUGUGGGAUGUCUGGCCAGGUGAGGUUCUCGAACACUGCCCAGUGCAGCCUGGUGGCUGAGUUCGUUGCCCAUAAAAGGUCAGGGUCCAUCAUUCUGACUGUGGACAGAACUGGGAGGUACCUGGUGACAGCAGAUGUGCACGGAGGAGUGAAAGUCUGGGAUUUACAGGACUACUGCCUUCAGGCCAGUGAUGGAGUACUCAAACAAGCCCCCGAGCUCCUGUCCAGUCUCCGGCCCCACAUGGACUGCGUCACUCACCUGGAGACCUGUGUCCAUGGCGACCAGCUCUUCCUCCUGUCCACAUCUACAGAUUGUACUGUGGCCCUUAGCUACUUGCCAGGACAUUGUGUGGGGAUAUUUGGACAGGAGGAGCACUGGCACCUUGGCAGGACAGAGUGCACCCUCCCAACAGAGGUGGAAGAUGGAGAACUAGAGGAGGGUGAGAUGGCCAAGUCAUCUCUCACUCCUCAAGGGUCUCAUGGGCACCACAGUGCUGAAGGCUCAGGAUCCCAAGACUCUGCUCUCUUGGGUGAAGAUGCCACUCCAGCAGAGGAGAAAGAUCACGGCCAUUGGGUUAGAAAUGUUUUGGUGUAUGUCAAGCGGAAAAAAUCAGAUGCAGUGAAGCAGACACAAAAACCACAUGCAAUCGUUCGCAUCCAGGGGUGA